Messenger RNA from Manduca sexta (tobacco hornworm), 1644 nucleotides. Its product is annotated as alpha-tocopherol transfer protein-like. Gene Ontology annotation, molecular function: phosphatidylinositol bisphosphate binding. Gene Ontology annotation, cellular component: membrane. Bases 123 to 1025 code for a protein of 300 amino acids. NCBI's taxonomy places the organism in Eukaryota, Metazoa, Arthropoda, Insecta, Lepidoptera, Sphingidae. The transcript has 6 exons. The record is from RefSeq and is a predicted model, not a curated record.
UUGAUUUAUUUGACACUUAGUCGCCGACUCUAGGUAGAGACGCUAGCCACUUUUACUUCGCCUUUUAAAUGUACAAGUGUUUUGUGUCGAUAAGAUUUUUUAAAAGAUAUAAGUGAUAUAAAAUGACUGUAAGUCAAAUUGCUAUGGAAAUAGAAUAUAAUAAGGAGACAAAUAUAAAACCGGAGGUUAUAUUACGUUUGCGAGAAUGGCUGCAGAAACAAGCGCAUAUGCCGCAUGACCACAUCACUGAAUUAGAUAUUAUAUUGGCUUAUCACUGUUGUGAUUGUGACGCUGAAAUAACCAAGCGGGUCAUUGACCUCAACUUUACUGCAAGAACACUUUUCUCUUUUUAUCAAAACAGAGAAAUAAACUAUUCUUUAGAAACGGCAUUACACACGUGGUUAGUGACUCCAUUGGACGCAGCUACAAAUAAAGGAUAUCGACCCAUCUAUUGUCAGUUGCUAGACGCAAACCCGGAUAAAUUUGUUUACGGUGAUGUAGUUAAAGCGUUCGGGAUGAUACUCGACCUGUUUCAAUAUGAAGAAGGAACUAUACCAGGUCUUGUUGUAAUUUUAAACAUGGACAAAGUAUCUCUUGGACAUAUAUCAAGGAUUGAUUUAAAAGUGGCGCAAGAAUUUUUUUAUUUUUUGCAGGAAGCUAUGUUUGUCCGAUUAAAGGGAUUUUAUUUCAUUAAUGCACCCACCUAUAUGGAUCGGUUAUUAUCAAUGAUAAAACCUUUCUUGAACAAGGAUACUUUAGAUAUGGUUAAAGUUUACCCAGUUGGUUCCAAUGCAGUGGAUGAAAUCUUUCCAAUUGCCGCUUUACCCAAAGACUGUGGAGGAGAAAAUAAAGACUCUAUCACAUUGAGAGAUGAAAUACUGACUAAGCUGAAGGCUAACAAAGACUUCUUUGAAAUGGAAUCGAAGAAAAGGGUCGAUGAAACAAAACGUACCGAAAGACCCAAAACAAUAAGUUCAUUUUUCCCGAAUAUGGAAGAGGCAUUUAAAAAAUUAGAAAUUGAUUGAAUGUAAUAAAAAAUCAAACAUUUAUUUUAUAGGUUGCCAUUAAAUUUGGAAAAUAUAAUAAGCAUGUUCUAAUGACUGAUUUUUUUAAGUUAUUCAUGAUGCCAAAUUGUUCUAUGUCUAAACCUCAAAGCAAUAUGUGUAAAUAAAUGGUUUUGAAUUAUACGUUAAUUAUACGCUUAGGCUAUUGGUAAGCUCAUAUUGUAUAGGUACGCUACAAAAAAUAGUAACUAAAUAAUAUUAUAAUUAAAGCUUUGCUUCUUGACGGUGUUAGUUUUUGUUAAAAGUAUUCUAUGUUUAAAGGGUCAACAUUUUUAUAUUAAUAUUUUAACCAAUUACGUAAAUUUUAUGUUCUUUGAUUUAAUUAUGUAAGAUAAAAUAGUAAUUUAUGAUAUUGUAUGGGCGACGCUUAUUGACACUGUAAUAAUGUUAUGAAAGGAUUGCAAAUUAUGCAAAAGUAUUAAGUAAAGAACAUCUUACGUAGUACUCAUAUUUCGUUGAUUCUUUCACAUCGCUCAAGUUACUAUGCUCGAAUCUAGGACUAUAUGAUAGCGUCAAAUGUGAGGCAUUUAUUUUCGCUUUAUUAUUUUUAAUUAAAAUCCAAUAAAUAUUUUAUAUUAGA